Messenger RNA from Menidia menidia (Atlantic silverside), 399 nucleotides. The record is from the annotation of a GenBank genome assembly. Lineage: Eukaryota; Metazoa; Chordata; Actinopteri; Atheriniformes; Atherinopsidae.
AUGGAUCUGGCCCAGAAGGUUCUGCUCCCUCCAGGAGGGCUGAGUCUAAAGUGGACCCGGGUUCACCCCAUUGGCGCAGGCCUCCAGAACAUGGGGAACACCUGCUUCCUAAACUCAGCCCUGCAGUGUCUCACCCACACCGCACCUCUGGCCAACUACUUGUUGACACGUCAGCACUCCAAAAAGUGUGUUGAAACAGAGUUCUGCAUGAUGUGCACAAUGGAAAACCACGUCAUUGCUGUGUUUGAGAGCUCUGGGGACGUUGUUCGUCCCAUAGAUAUUGUCAGCAAGAUUACAAGUAUUGCUGAUCAUUUCCUGUGUGGACGCCAGGAGGAUGCUCACGAGUUCCUGCAGCACACGCUGAACGCCAUGCACAGAUCCUGUGUGUCCAACACGUGA